Messenger RNA from Oncorhynchus kisutch (coho salmon), 1620 nucleotides. RefSeq names its product proteasome 20S subunit alpha 5 (gene psma5). The record is from RefSeq and is a predicted model, not a curated record. The transcript has 9 exons. Gene Ontology annotation, cellular component: proteasome core complex, alpha-subunit complex; proteasome core complex. Lineage: Eukaryota; Metazoa; Chordata; Actinopteri; Salmoniformes; Salmonidae. Gene Ontology annotation, biological process: proteasome-mediated ubiquitin-dependent protein catabolic process. The coding region runs from base 131 to 1162 and encodes 343 amino acids.
CCACCCUUAAACCUCAUCAAAGACGAAGAGGAAGCAUUUCCCUCUCUGUGUGUUUGAGCACACACACGCUUCCUGUAGAAACAAGCGAACUCAUUCUACGAUCCAGAGCGGGUGAUCUAAAACCAUCAAGAUGUUUUUGACGAGAUCGGAGUACGACAGAGGAGUAAACACCUUUUCUCCAGAGGGACGACUGUUCCAAGUGGAAUAUGCUAUUGAGGCGAUUAAGCUGGGCUCCACAGCCAUUGGCAUCCAGACCUCUGAGGGGGUGUGUCUGGCCGUGGAGAAGAGGAUAACAUCUCCUCUAAUGGAGCCAAGCAGCAUCGAGAAGAUUGUGGAGAUCGACACCCACAUCGGUUGUGCUAUGAGUGGCUUGAUAGCUGAUGCCAAGACUCUUAUCGACAAAGCAAGAGUGGAGACACAGAACCACUGGUUCACCUACAACGAGACCAUGACAGUGGAGAGUGUGACCCAGGCCGUGUCUAACCUGGCCCUGCAGUUUGGAGAGGAGGAUGCAGACCCUGGAGCCAUGAGCCGGCCCUUUGGUGUAGCGCUUCUCUUUGGUGGACUGGAUGAGAAAGGGCCCCAGCUGUACCACAUGGACCCAUCAGGCACCUUUGUCCAGUGUGAUGCCCGGGCCAUCGGCUCUGCCUCUGAGGGAGCCCAGAGCUCUCUGCAGGAGGUCUACCACAAGGUACCACCACCCCUCUCUCGGGCAUCAUCUCCCUUUCCUCUCUUACUAUCAUUAUUAUCAUCUGCCAACCUUCUCCUCCAUUACCCGCCAACCUUUUCCUUCAUUACUUCCUCCAUCACCCGCCAACCUUCUCCUUCAUUACUUCCUCCAUCACCCGCCAACCUUCUCCUUCAUUACUUCCUCCAUCACCCACCACAACUCCACCAGAUUGUCAGUUGGUUUCAUUCUCCAUCCUAUUACAGGGGUGACAACCUUAUUUUAUUUAUUAACCAAGACCUCUGUUUUCUCUCUGGGUGGCCUCUCCAGUCCAUGACGUUAAAAGAGGCCAUCAAGUCAUCCCUCACCAUCCUAAAGCAGGUGAUGGAGGAGAAGCUGAAUGCCACCAACAUUGAGCUGGCUACAAUAGAGCCAGGCAAGACCUUCCACAUGUAUUCCAAAGAAGAGCUGGAGGAUGUUAUCAAGGACAUCUAGAGAAGAGUGGUGCUCUGUGGACCUUGUCAGCACUGAGGAGAGAGAAUCCACCUGGGCUCUGAGGAUCACAACACAUUUCCCAUCAGCACUCGCUAGUUUCAUUGGUUCCUUUUGUGGGAGGCAAUUCUUUGUAAUGUGUUAUAUUUUUUUCUUAUUUUGGCUCUGGAAAUGGGGGGGCAGGUAGCCUAGUGGUUAAGAAUGUUGGGCCAGUAACUGGAAGGUCGCUGGUUCGAAUCCCUGAGCAGACUAGGUGAAACAUCAAUUGAUGUGCCCUUGAGCAAGGCACUUUAACCCUAAUUGCUCUCAUAAAUUGCUCUGAGCGUUUGCUACAUGACUAAAAUAAUUUCUACAGUUCUGUACAGGCAUCGGUCAGAUCAGUGCUUAGAGCUGUGACAUUAAAAAAGGGGGGUACUUUUUGUUAUGGAUCAAUGCCUAAAUAAAACUGUUGUAUUCUAAAA